AUGAUCUCCGCCGUCGCAGCCUAUCCCCUCCUCUCACCUCCCUUCGCAGCAGCGGCCCCUCCCUCGUCCACGACUAACUGGGCUCCCGAACCAAACGGUCGCGGCACCUUUGGCCUGAUCUGCUCCUGCGUGCUCACCCUCACGAUAUGCGUCUGGACGGCCCUCCACCUCAACGUCCCCGCCGCGCGCUCCACCCUUCGGAGCCGGUCGUUGGAGCGGACAAAGUGGGUCCUCUACGGCAUCUUCGCGCCGGAGCUCGUGGUCGCCACGGCGGCGGCUCAGUAUAUUGUGGCAAGAUGGCUCAAGAAAGAGAUUGAAAAGGAUGCUGCGGAUCGGAAAGGGAGUACAGGUGCAGAUGGAACACCUGCCGAUAGGGAGGAGACGAGGACGUUUUCGAGGCAUACGUGGGACAUGACGCAGUGUUUUUACGCCGUGAUGGGAGGGUUCGUCGUCAAUAUGCCUUCUGCCGAGGUCGAGACGGUGCUCAGGAGAGUAACGGUCACGCCGGAGGGUAUCAGGCUCUUAUCCUUCGUCGGAAAGCUGCCGCAGAUUCACGAGUCGCAGAUCCAGGAUAAGAGCAAGGCGGACUGGAUGGCCAAGUCGCUGGUGUGCAUACAGGCCGGCUGGAUGGUCGCCCAAGUCAUCGGCCGCCUCAUGAAGAAAAUGCCCGUCUCGCUACUCGAGAUCAACACCUGCGGACACGUUGCUUGUGCUGCUAUGCUUUAUUUGCUAUGGUGGAGCAAGCCCCUGGAUGUGCUCGAUCCCACUGUCCUGGACGAGGGGAACGAGGAUGCCAUGGCGUUGAUGAUGUUCUGCUCGUCGAUGAGCGCUGUUAACGGCGUAACUGAGAUCCGGUGCUUCAUGUACAUACCGCCCGAAGACGUGGGCACGGAAGGGGCCAGAAAGGAGAACAAGGACAAGAUUCUCAUCACGACCCACCUGUCCAUCGGCUCACCUGGCACCAGGGAGCCCUCUAGGUUUCUCGGCUUCGACGUCAGUAACCUUCGUCCCUUCUCGUCGCCUGUGGACGUCGACAUUCAGUGGAAAAGAGUAUCCCGAACCGCAUACAUGUACCACAUCGACCAGGCGAAACCGACGGUGUCCCCGGAAUGCCAGCAGAUAUACUUCGCUUCACCUUAUACUCAGCUCAAUCUCCGGCAUGGUACGAUCUAUUGUCGAAGACUCUUUGCAGAUGUACAGAGACACGAGAAACCUCACAUGCCCGUCAACCCAGGACGAUUGGCACAAGCUGCGUCAGCCGCAGAUUCUCUCUGGGCAGAAUGCAUUUCCCGGCCGACGUAUGCUCAAUUCUACUUCACCUCCGUGCCGACCGUUGGCGUGUUUCUCGGCGAGACGGAUUACCUCGUCCCUUACAUAGUCAACUUCCCGUCCAUGUCGAACCUCGGGCUAGGCCAAGUCAACAUCCACCGCGACGUCCUGCGGUCGGUCCUCGCUCUGACGGCAGCAGCGUACGGCGGGCUUCACCUUGCGGGCUGGCUCGACCACUUUCCGACGACGAUUGAGCGGACUCUCUGGCUGGCUGCGUCUUUGGUGAUUACAUCCUCGGGCGUGGUGCUGUGGAUCUUCUUCCUCGCUCGACAGGUUUGGCCGCGGUUUGAUAUGUUCAUUUCUGGUGCGGCGCCGGGGGCGCAACUGGCAGGAGCGACGUACCAAAAACCGUGGAUGAAGACAGCAAAGUCGUUUGUUCUUUGUUUUGUCCUGUUGCUGUUUGUUGUGGCGAGGGUUUUCUUGGUCAUUGAGGCGUUCAUCAAUCUGCGCGAGGCUCCUGCGUCGUUGUAUGAGACCCCGGAGUGGUCUGAUUUCUUUCCGCAUUUCUAG
This is a messenger RNA of Colletotrichum lupini, 1839 nucleotides long. RefSeq lists its product as uncharacterized. The coding region runs from base 1 to 1839 and encodes 612 amino acids. The transcript has a single exon. NCBI's taxonomy places the organism in Eukaryota, Fungi, Ascomycota, Sordariomycetes, Glomerellales, Glomerellaceae. The record is from RefSeq and is a predicted model, not a curated record.